CGGGAAGGGCUUUCAUGCUCACUGGAGGAGUACAAUAAAGCAGAAGGCAGUGUAGUCCCAACAUGUAGAUGUGAGAGUUGGAAAUCUUUUAAUUUCUUCGAAACAGACAUUGUAUAUUGGAUCUCAGGUCUUUUGAAGUUGGGACAAUAACUGCCACCACUCUGUGCCCAUCCUACUUUUCAGUAAUACAGAAUUCGUAUCAAACUGGCAGUCGUUCAUUAUUUCUAUAGCAUACAGUUUUGGCUUUAAGAUAGGGGAUUAUCUAAAUAAUUUCGUACAUAAGGUCGUUUCGUAGGUCGCCGCUUAUUUUGAAGUUUCGUAACUUUAGCUUGGAUUCUUGGUCUCUUAGGUUUUCGCGCUAUCUGAACAUAUAUAUAGCAUAAAAAUUAUUCUUUUUUCAACAUUACUGUGAGAAAAAGUUGCUUACAAGUCAAUUUAACACGCACCAGUAGUUGGUAUUUCCCGCAAGAUGCCUCUUUCGACUUUUAAGAAGCACUUUGCACGAGGUAACCAGUUUUUGUCUGAAAAAUUAGGGGGAGUGAAGGGGACUGACAAAGGAGAAGAAUAUAGGCACCUUACUCAGUUAAUUGAUUCAUAUAAAGCUUAUUAUGAGAAUGUCCAGAAACGAGUUAUUGAUUGCUUGGAACCUAAUCCAAAUGCUCGGAAACGAGCAUGGGCCAAUUCAACUGUAAACAAGAUACAAGGGACUUCAAGCAACGAAACUUACCCGCAUGCAGAGAAGGCUCUUUCUGAAUGCUUUCUGGAAUAUGGACGACAACUAAGCCAGCAGCAAAACUUCAGUCUAGCUCUUAUACGAUGUGGAGAGGCAUACAGCAGAAUAGUUGAUUCAAAGAACCAGUCGUUAGAUGAAACAAAAACUGGUUACUUAAAACCUAUAUCUGAGACAUUAAAUCAGGAUAUCAGAGAGAUAACAAUGCUUCGAAAAAAAGUUGAAAAUAAACGAUUAACUUUUGAUCAUCGAAAGCAUGUCUUAGAAAAAACAAAUUCUCAACCGGAUGAAGCAUUUGAAGAGGCGAAAUGUCAGUUUGAAGAGUCGUUAACAAUUAGUUCAAAGGCGAUGUCAAACUUUUUGGAUGGUGAAGUUGAACAAAUUGAAGCACUGUCGAAUUUGGUUACUGCUCAACUAAGUUUCUAUCAAGAUGCUGUUCGAAUAUUAUCUGAUUUACAAGGUGAACUACAAACUAGAUUGUUAGAUGCACAUGAUCAAGCAAAGCGGCAUGUUCCAUAUCCAGUAAGCCCAAAACAAGGCUUUACAGACCUGCCUACAUUUGAUUCAGGUUCUACCAAUUUUCAAAUUAAACCGAAAUAUGAAAAUCAAUCGAAACAAACACCUACAUGUGUAGCACUUUAUGAUUUUGAUGCUGAAAGUCCCUUUGAAUUGUCGUUUCAUGAAGGCGAGGAGAUCAAGUUAAUUGAGCAGGUUGAUGAAAAUUGGUACUUAGGUGAACUGAGGGACAAGAAGGUCAUUUUCCAACCAAUUAUGUUCGUGUUUUAUGCCCGUUACCGUGAGAUUUAUUUCAGUCAAUCGAGUUUACUCGUCUACUGGUGUUUUUUUCCAGUUUACACACAUCUCUCUCUCUACUCAGCUAAUUACUUCAGCAAUACUACAGUGAAAGAGUUUGUGCCUUUUAUGUUGUUGUUAUGACAUUUGUUUUUUUCGAUAAGUAUACAUACAUACAGAUAUACAUACAUGCAAACUUACACUCUUAUACAGAUAAAACUUAAUAUAUAUCUUCAUAAUAACAACGAAAGCCGAAUAAUAGUUCACGGAGUGGUAAUUUUCUUCACUUCUUCUUGCCUUCUCAUUGGUCUUCCAUGAUCGCCUUUUUGUGCCUGAAUCAUUGUUAUUAUUUUGCCAAGUAUGAUGAUACGCAGCUGUCAUUCUUUAUGGGUAGUUUUAUUGCGUUAUGUGCAUUAUUUACUGUGUGCAAUGUUUCUUGUUUUCUCGCCUUCCAUUACAGUUAUUCAUUUGUGCACAGUGUUUUGUAUCUGAUAGCUAUAUUCUUCUCAAAUGGUGUAUGUGUACAUGUAUAAUGCUACAAAUAUUAUUUUGAUCCACUUAUGUUGAUUGGUUGAUUUCUGUUUUAAAGAGUGGAGAAUAUAACAAAAUGUAAUAACUUUGACAUGUAUUUACACUUUGUUUUAAUGAUAUAUCAUUCAGUAUGUACUAUUUUAUUCAGAGAUUGAUUAUUGAGUACAUGAACUAUUACAUCAUACAUUUUGUUUAUUUAGUUUCUGCUUACCUGAAAGUUUUAUGCUGAAUGAAGCGAAAAAUAGAUAUUUUUUUCCCAAAUCUUCGUUCGUAGGACAGGUUCUUUUCAUACAUUUGUGCGUGUGUGUUGCAAAAAGUCAGUAUUUAAAGCAUUAUUAUUAUUAUUAUUU
Molecule: messenger RNA, 2403 nt
Organism: Heterobilharzia americana
Lineage: Eukaryota; Metazoa; Platyhelminthes; Trematoda; Strigeidida; Schistosomatidae
Source: the annotation of a GenBank genome assembly